Molecule: messenger RNA, 435 nt
Organism: Penicillium coprophilum
Lineage: Eukaryota; Fungi; Ascomycota; Eurotiomycetes; Eurotiales; Aspergillaceae
Product: single-stranded DNA-binding protein
Exons: 3
Coding region: 1-435 (144 amino acids)
Biological process (GO): positive regulation of helicase activity; mitochondrial DNA replication
Cellular component (GO): mitochondrial nucleoid
Molecular function (GO): single-stranded DNA binding
Source: RefSeq, a predicted model, not a curated record
AUGUCUGCAUUCCUCUCCUCUCUGCGCCCAGCCAUGCGCAUGGCUGGUGCCCCUCAGACCGCACGCGCCUUCAGUUCCUCUCCCGCCCACUCCAUCGCCCGUCUGACCCUCACCGGCCGCCUCGGCGCAGAGCCCGAGCUCCAAGCCACCUCUUCCGGCCAGGAGAUCGUCAAGUACAACAUCGCCACUUCUCACGGCAACCGCGAUAACCGCCAAACGAGCUGGUGGCGCAUCACGAACUUCGUCCCCGAGGGACCCCAGCGCGAUUUCAUCCUUGGCUUGCAGAAGGGAACCCUCCUGUACGUCGAAGGCGAUGCCAAAAUGGCCACUUGGGAAGAUUCUGAGGGCCAGACCCGGUCCACUCUGAACAUUGUGCAGCGCACUCUUGAGGUCCUCAAGCGCCCCGAGAACGGUGGCCACGACGAAUCUCACUAA